This is a messenger RNA of Anoplopoma fimbria (sablefish), 2157 nucleotides long. RefSeq names its product FKBP prolyl isomerase 10b (gene fkbp10b). NCBI's taxonomy places the organism in Eukaryota, Metazoa, Chordata, Actinopteri, Perciformes, Anoplopomatidae. Bases 192 to 1898 code for a protein of 568 amino acids. The record is from RefSeq and is a predicted model, not a curated record. Gene Ontology annotation, molecular function: calcium ion binding; peptidyl-prolyl cis-trans isomerase activity. The transcript has 10 exons.
CUCCCCACUGCAACCUGGAGAUUGUCCACGUUUACAGCAUUCAGUCCUGCCCUGCUCCACAGCUGCAACCUCGGCCCUCUGCUCAACAAAUCGAUUCGACUCUAGGCCUUCAAUUUAUCUAAUUUGUGGCUUUUCUUUUUUUUUUUAUUGAUUUGAAUCCCUCUUAACUUAUUUGACCUGAUUCUGCAAAGAUGUUUGCCUGCUGCAUAGUUGUUUUCCUCCUGACUACGUGGUCCACCGUUGAGUGUAAUGCCAGCCCUGUGGUGGAAGAUGUAGUCGUGGACAGACACUUCAUCCCCCAAGUCUGUGGAAGAGAAGCCAAAGAGGGAGAUUAUGUUCGCUAUCACUAUAACGCCACAUUUGUCGGAGGAAAAACAUUUGAUUCGAGCCAUCAGAGAGGGGACGCCAAAGUGGGCCUGCUCGGGGAGGGCCGGCUCAUCGCUGGCAUUGACAAAGGUCUGCAGGGCAUGUGUGUGAAUGAGCGCAGGACCGUCACCGUCCCGCCUCACCUGGCCUAUGGAAGCACCGGUGCAGGUGAUGUGGUUCCUCCAGAUGCCACCCUGGUGUUUGACAUCCAUCUGUUGGAUCUGUGGAACAAAGCCGACCUUGUUCUCGCCAAAACCAUCACCACUCCCAAAGAUUGCAAACGCUCCGUGAUGCGCACUGACUUUGUGCGCUACCAUUUCAACGGCACUCUGCUCGACGGCACCGUCUUUGAUUCCAGCUACAACAGAAAGCAGACCCAUGACUCCUUAGUGGGUGAGGGUUGGCUGAUUAAGGGCAUGGAUGAAGGCCUGAUGGGCAUGUGUGUGGGAGAGAUCAGACACAUUGUCAUCCCGCCCUUCAAAGCCUAUGGAGAAAAAGGAUCAGGUACAGAUAUUCCCCCCCAGGCAACCCUGGUGUUCGAUGUCCUGUUGGUGGACAUUCAUAACCCAAAGGAUAAUCUCACUGUUGACAACCAGGUGGUGCCUGAGUCGUGCACACGCAAAUCUGUGUCUGGGGAUUAUGUCCGGUACCACUACAAUGGUACCUACCUGAACGGAGUCACCUUUGACACCAGCUACCAGAGGAACAGCACAUACAACACCUACAUCGGGAUGGGGUAUGUGAUUGCAGGCAUGGACCAGGCCCUCAUUGGAGUCUGCAUUGGAGAGAAGAGGAGGGUUAUCAUCCCUCCACACCUGGCGUAUGGAGAGCAAGGAGCAGGUGGCGUAAUCCCCCCUAAUGCAGCACUGGUGUUUGACAUUCACAUCAUCGACUUCCACAACCCCAACGACACAGUGAGCAUCCAGAUUACCCACAAACCUGAGGCGUGUAACGAGACUACCGCAGAGAACGACCUUGUGCGCUACCACUACAACUGCACCCUGGUGGACGGCACAAGGCUCUUUUCCUCACACGACUACGAGGACCUUCAGGAUGCAGUGCUGGGGGCCGACAAGGUGAUCGACGGGCUGGACCAGGGCUUGCGUGGGAUGUGUGUGGGAGAGAAGAGGGUGAUAACAGUGCCACCUCACCUUGGCCACGGAGAAAAAGGGGCCACUGGUGUGCCAGGCAGUGCUGUGUUGGUCUUUGACAUUGAACUGCUGAGCUUUGAGAAGGGAGUGCCACCUGGUUACCUGUUUGUAUGGCUGGAGGAUAGCCCGAUAGAUCUGUUUGACGCCCUGGAUGUCAACAAGAACGAAGCUGUUCCCCAGGAGGAGUUUGGGGAGUUCAUCAAGCUGCAGGUGGCGGAGGGCAAAGGUCGUAUCAAGCCAGGAAUGAUCAUGGAGCAGGUCAUUACCGACAUGUUCCAAAACCAGGACCGAAAUAAAGAUGGAGUGAUCACCGCCGAUGAACUCAAACUGAAGGUAGAGGAGGAUAAGGAAAGAGAAGAUGCGAGGCACGAGGAGUUGUGAUGAAAAAACAUUUUUGAUUCUCUCUCAGGGAUAAACCCGAACACCUUUAAAAACAAGCGAGAGACUUUUUCCAUCAUCAUGGUUUUAUUCUAUCUGUACCACAUUGAGUCUUUUUUAAAUGACAAGAAAAUAUUGCAAAGGGUCUUUUUUUGUGUAGUUCUUUGUUGUAUGAUUGUUUGUCUUUGAUAAUUGUAUUUCAGAAAACCAAACAAGCACCUUUAUUUGUCCAUGAAAGUCGCAAUUAAAAUGUUUGUAAGAA